This is a messenger RNA of Leptomonas pyrrhocoris, 1196 nucleotides long. RefSeq lists its product as hypothetical. Lineage: Eukaryota; Euglenozoa; Kinetoplastea; Trypanosomatida; Trypanosomatidae. Gene Ontology annotation, biological process: double-strand break repair; single strand break repair. The transcript has a single exon. Gene Ontology annotation, cellular component: nucleus. The coding region runs from base 393 to 1196 and encodes 267 amino acids. Gene Ontology annotation, molecular function: single-stranded DNA binding; double-stranded RNA binding; DNA 5'-adenosine monophosphate hydrolase activity. The record is from RefSeq and is a predicted model, not a curated record.
GAAGAGACACACUUGAUUUUCGAUGGAGUAACAUGCUAAAGUGACGAUUCAAGCGGCAGAAACGCACACCUAGUACCCCUAAAGAUCUGCCUUUUGCUUCUUCUUUUCUUUAUUUUAAAACUUCAUGAACCACUUUCGUGCUGGUGUAAUAGCGUGUGGACUGUGACCCGAGCGUGUGCGCACGUGGCUGCCGCAUCACUGUUAUCCUUAUUCUCUUUUUUUUCUCCUUCGCGGCGCCUCUCAUUCAAACCCAUAGAUGCACCCUUCAUAGGUCGCUGAGACAUCUCAUAGACAAGCGUUAUCAUCGCAAGCAACAACAAAAUAAUUCACUGUUUUCCUAUUUUCCCCCUUUUACUGUCUUUGCUACGGAGGAUUUGCACCUUCAUCUGCAAAUGCAGAUGUCUCGCCUUCUGCGCCGGGCAGGCGCGGCUGCAGAUCGCAAGGGCCACACGAGUGGUGGUAGCAGCAGCCCGCGCACCAAGCUUCCAUUUCUCAUCAACGUGGUCAAAAAGGCCCAAAAGUCGGCCAACACCGUCACAUAUAAAUCCGCACCGGCAUCGCCGUCGUCGUCGUUGUCGUCGGCCGAUGUCGCGUUGGCACCUCAGUCCUUUAAGCCGUACCCGCUGCUGCGACCCGGCGACACAAAACAGGCGGCCGGGAGCUCGCUGCUGUACAAGGACGAAACGUGUAUUUUGGUGAACGACGCCUUCCCCAAGUCCAUGGUGCACUGUCUGGUGAUGCCGCUGGAGCUGCGCCUUGUCUCCCUCGACGCGCUCACGAAAAAAGAUGUGCCGCUGCUGAAGCACAUGAUCCACGUGGGGAACGAGUACGUGCGUUUUUUGAAGACCACUUCUCAGAAGCUCUACGGGAAUCGGCGCUUUAUCUCCGGUUUUCACGCCCUCCCGUCGUUGCCGAUGCUGCACCUGCACGUCCUGUCGAUGGAUCUGGACAGCGUCUGUCUCAAGAACAAGAAGCACUACAACAGCUUCGCCACCUUUUUCUUUCUUUCAAGCGAUCGCGUUGUGGACGAUUUGGAGCGCCACGGACGUGUAACGAUCAAUCAAGACGUAGCACGACUGCGCCAGAUGGAAGAGCAGGAUAUGAGGUGUCUCUGGUGCGGGGCGGCGUUGGCGAACAUUCCUGCCAUGAAGGCGCACGUGAGCACGUGUUCGGAAAACAAGUCCGUUGAGAAAUGA